UAAGGUUGCCCGAUUUACAAAUCGUUGCGCAGAUAACAAAUUGGUUAUUUGCGCUGCGCGAUUUACCAAAUGCGCAGAUUGGCUAUAUGCGCAUAACAUCUCUCUUAACUCUGUGCACCUAUGUACACCUAGUCCAACUAAUUGUAUGCGAGUCGAGAUAUUGUGAUAAUUUUGCACAGGUCAAAAUCUCUCCUCCACAUACAACAUAGGAAGGACCUUUUCUGUGGUGAACCUUCCGUGAAGAUUCUACAUGGCGAUUUUUAAAUCGCAUUUUAACUAUUAAAAAAACAAAAAUAUGAGUGAAAUUUUAAGAUACCUGGAAAGAAUAUCCAUUUUUUCCUUCCAUUUAGUUGAAGUUUAUGUGAAUAAACGUCAAAACACGAGUUUGUCACUGUUUUAAACAACUCGCCCUAAAGUUUAUACACAUUUUACAUGGCUCCACUUUGUGUCACAUGUCCUGAUAACAGAAUACCAAGAGUGUAAUGGUGUACAUGUAUAUACAGCGAGGUAACCAAAUGAAAUAUAUAGUGUUUAUGCUUUAUUAACAUGUUUAAACCAUAAAAUGAUUCAGUUUUAUUUUGUAUUAUGAUUUCAUCGUUUAAUUAUAUUGGCAGAUCGUGUUUUUACCUAAAUCUAUUUUCACCACAGAAAAGGCCUUUACUGGUUUUGAUGUAAACAGAGGGAUUCUGCCUUAUCACGAAAAUAUCGCAGAAUCAGUUCUGACGUCAAAUUAUUUGGACUAUUAUGCACCCAACACGUCAGUAAUGUCUGGAUUUAUUCAGUUCUACCACUUCUGGCAGACUCAAAGGAACGUUUAAUUUAUUUUACCAUCAACCUUACAAACAUGGAAUAAACAGGUCCAAGAAAAGUCACCAACACUAGGCGUCUGGACAAUUGGUCCCCCCCACCCCAACUACUACGCGGCUGUGUAGCACUUUUUCCAUCAUCGUAUAAUCCGACGUAGACACUUAUCAUAUAACAGAGUCUGGAUCGAGGGAGGUAGCUGCCAUUAAGUGUGUUUUAAAGAGCAGUUUGAAUAAGGCAUCAACAGAAAAUCUGCUCACGGAGAUAGCUCUUCUCAAGAAACUUAAACAUGAAAAUAUUGUGGAACUAAAGGACUUUCAGUGGGAUGACACGUAUAUCUACCUCAUCAUGGAGUACUGUAGUGGUGGUGACCUCUCACGUUUUAUACGCAGCAAGAGAAUGCUCCCUGAACAUAUUGUGAGAAAGUUUUUACGUCAUAUUGUGUCAGCUAUGAAGUUUCUGAGGGACAAUAGUGUCGCACACAUGGAUCUCAAACCUCAAAACAUUCUGUGUUCAUCUUCAUCAGACCCAGUUCUCAAAAUAGCAGACUUUGGAUUUGCCAAACAUUUAUAUCAAGACGACACGCUACAUGCAUUGAGGGGCAGUCCCCUGUACAUGGCCCCAGAGAUUAUAUGCAGGGGGAAGUAUGAUGCAAGAGUAGACCUUUGGUCUAUAGGAGUUAUAUUGUAUGAAUGUUUAUUUGGUAGAGCUCCAUAUGCCUCAAAGUCAUUCAAGGAGUUGGAAGAGAAAAUCUGGGAUUCAAAGCCUGUAGAGUUGCCAUAUGGUGUUGAGGUGUCAGAUGAGUGUCGAGAUCUGCUGUUGAGUUUACUUAAAAGGAGACCAGAUGAUAGGAUUUCAUUUGAACAAUUCUUUGAACAUCCCUUCCUUGAUCUAGAGCAUGCUCCAUCAGAAAAAUGUCUGCCAAAAGCAACCAGUCUAGUCACAGAAGCCGUGGAGCUGGACUCCAAGGGAGAUUACCCUGCAGCUAUCAAACAUUACUGUGAGGCUGUGAGCUUUUUCCUGCCAGCAAUAAGAUAUGAAAAAGAUUCUAAGAAGCGAGAGGCACUGAGAAAAAAGGCUAAAGAAUACAUCAAUAGAGCAGAGGAAUUAAAGAGCCAAUUAAAACCUCACCGAGACCCUGGUAGUACACUCCAGAGAUCUACUUCAAAAAACAAUGAAGAAGAGCUUGUUGAUCUGUAUAAAGGAUGUGAUGAGAUGAUAGCAGCAGUUAAACUCUCCAAUGCAGCUGUUAUAGAGGAAGACCAGGAAGAUUAUGAGCUGGCAUUGAAACAUUACGAACUUGCUCUUGGAACUGCCAUACAAUAUCUUAAAUCUGAGCAGAAAGGUAGAAGAAAAGAUUUACUGAGAGAGUGUGCAGAUAAAUGGAUGUCUCACGCUGAGCGUAUAAAGUCGUACCUUGCAGUCAAAAAGUGUGGUAGUGUGGAGGAACAACAAGAAAAGGAGGAAGAAACAGAACAAAGUUUCCUGAGUACAGUACCAUGUCGUGUACAGUAGAAAUAAAGGAAAGAGAACUCUGCUAUGAAUUGUUCCAGGAAGUUAUGCACAGGGUAAAUUGAGAUUGGAUGAACUUUCACUCAGCGUAUGAGUUGUUUGCUUGUUCAAGUAAAUGUACUGUGAAAAGCCUGCAAGGACAGACAUCCAAACAUGUCUACUUGGACAAUAUGAAACACAAAACAUAGUAAGUCGGUGAAACCGGAAGCAUGAUAGAGUUGUAUUUAAAGGCUUGGUACCAUUCGCUGUUUGGCUGAUAUGUUUUGUGUAUUAGCUAAUGAUACACAUCCAAAAAUAUUCAGCAUUUUGUGUUUACUUGUUUGCAAAUGAAAGUCAUUGAUUGUCUGCAUUGGAUUUUUGUUUAGGGCUACUUUCUCACAAAAAUGAAAGGGCUGUACUGUUUAUUUUCAUAAGAGAAUUACAUUUGUCAAGAAACAUAACACUCACCUGCAUUUUGUCAGAAUAAUAGCCCUUUUUGUAUGAAAAAAUUGGAAUUUCUAGGUUAAAAUGUUUGUUAAUGCCAAAUAUUAAAUGCUUAUUAUUUCAUUACGCAUUUUUAGCUCACCUGAGCACUUCAUGCUCAAGGUGAGCUUUUGUGAUCACCCUGUGUCCAUCGUCAACAAAUUGACUGUUAACACUCUAGAGGUCACAAUUUUGACCCAAUCUUAAUGAAACUUGGUCAGAAUGUUACCUUCAAUAAAAUCUUGAACUAGUAUGAUAUUGGGUCAUCUUGGGUCAAAAACUAGGUCACCGGGUCAAAUCAAAGGAAAAGCUUGUUAACACACUAGAGGCCAUAUUUAAGACUGUAUCUUCAUGAAGCUUGGUCAGAAUGUUAAUCAUGAUGAUAUCAAAGUCCAGACUGAAUCUGGGUCAUCUAGGGUCAAAAACUAUGUCACCAGGUCAAAUCAAAGGAAAAGCUAGUGAACACUCUAGAGGCCACAUUUAUGAUCAUAUCUUAAUGAAACUUGGUCAGAAUAUUAAUCUUGAUGAUCUAUAGGUCAGAUUCAAAUCUGGGUCAGGUGGAGUUAAAAACUAGGUCACCAGGUCAAAUCAAAGGAAAAGCUUGUUAACAGUCUAGAGGCCACAUUUAUGACUGUAUCUUCAUGAAACUUAGUCAAAAUGUUAAUCUUGAUGAUCUUUAGGUUAAGUUCGAAUCUGGGUCAUGUGGGGUCAAAAACUAGGUCACCGGGUCAAAUCAAAGAAAAAGUUAAACACUAAAGGGCCGGAUCCAGAAAUUUUUGACAGGGGCAGAUCAGGUUGACUCCCCUUGGAAAUCUUUUAAAUACAUGCAUAAAAUGGUGGCCUCUGGUGCAUUUCUGGGUCUAAAUUUUGAGGGGCAUCUUUGAUGAGUACAAGUCUCUUCUCGGCCAACUGGGGGGAGCACGGGCCCCCUCGGCCGGGCCCUGGAACUGGGCCUGCACUUUAGAUGCCACAUUUAUGACCAUAUCUUAAUGAAACUAUCUUGAUGAUCUUUAGGUCAAUAGGUCAGGUGAGCGAUACAAGGCCUUCAUGGCCCUCUUGUUAUUAUUCCCGGUUUCAUAAUUCAUAAAAAUAUAUUAUUUUACCAAGGUUACGACCAUGCAGAUAUCACUGCAUACUUUAAUGUACAUGUAUUUGUAAAACUGUUUUGUGUUUUUCAUAAUUAAUAUAUUUAUAAAUUGUAUGUAAGUGUUGUAUGCAAGUGAUUUAUAUACGAUUGUUCAUUUUGGGGUUUUCAGCUCAUCAGAAGUCAGUAUGCUCAAGGUGAGCAAUUGUGAAUACUCUCUCUGCCCGUAGUUUGUUUACAUUUUUACAAAACACGAUCUUUUCUUAAACUAUGUGGUCGAUAAUGAUGCAUUUUGGCAUGGAUAUCCACUUCCAAAGUUCUUUCCAAAUAGUUCCCCUUGGCUGCACAUAUUGCCUGCUAGAGCUACACAUAGAAAAAUCUUUAUCUGAUACAAGUAUUUACUCCUAAACCAUGGUUUUAAUUUUGUAACAUUUUCACAGAUAUUUUUUUUAAGAAAGUUCUAUAAAAUAUGGUGUUAUAUGGAAAUUGUGACUGAAACUGUUGGCUUCCUUAUUAUGGUUUAUCAUUGGCCUCUUAAACAACAAAUAAAGUUUCAUUAUCAAACUCAGGCUGAAAAUGUUUUGUAAACACAAGGCCUGGAGUCUUCAGCAAAUAAAGGAUUUCAAAUAGUAAAAACUGGCUACGAUGUUUAAUUUCAUAUUGUCAUGUUUAUGUACAUGUGUAGUACAUGUGUAGUCAAUUUUUAUGCCCCCCUUCAAAGGAGGGGAGUAUUGUUUUGCAGAUGUCGGUCGGUCGAAAUGUAGACCAAUCCGUUUCCGGAUGAUAACUCAAGAACGCUUGGGCCUAGGAUCAUGAAAGUUGAUAGGGAGGUUGGUCAUCACCAGCAGAUGACCCCUAUUGAUUUUGAGGUCUGUAUGUCAAAUGUCAAGGUCACAGUGACCCUGAAUAGUAAAACGGUUUCUGGAUGAUAACUCAAGAGCACUUGGGCCUAGGAUCAUGAAAGUUGAUAGGGAGGUUAAUAAUGACAAGCAGAUGACCCCUAUUGAUUUUGAGGGCAGUAUAUUAAAGGUCAAGGUCACAGUGACCCAGAACAAUAAAACGGUUUCCGGAUGAUAACUCAAGAACGCUUAGGCCUAGGGUCACGAAAGUUGAUAGGGAGGUUGGUCAUGACCAGCAGAUGACUCCUAUUGAUUUUGAGGUCAGUAUGUCAAAGGUCAAGGUCACAGUGACCAGGAACAGUAAAAUGGUUUCCAGGCAAUAACUCAAGAACGCUUGGGCCUAGUGUCAGGAAAAUUGAUAGUUAGGUUGGCCAUGACCAGCAGAUGACCCCAAUUGAUUUUGAGAUCAUUAGGUCAAAGGUCAAGGUCACAUUGGCCAGGAACAGUUAAACGGUUUCUGAUCUUCUUGUUCAAAACCAUAGGGCCAAGGACUUUGAUAUUUGGUAUGUAGCAAAAUCUAGUGGUCCUCUACCAAGAUUGUUCAGAUUAUUUCCCUGGGGUCAAAUAUGGCCCCACCCCUGGGGUCAAAUGGUUUAUAUAGACUUAUAUAGGAAAAAACUUUGAAAAACCUCUUGUCCAAAACCACAGGGCCUAGGGCUUUGAUAUUUUGUAUAUAACAUCAUCUAGUGGUCCUCUACUACACAAGUGGUGGGGGGUAAUAGGAAUGGUCUCCGUCUGUCCUUCCGUCUGUCCGUAACACUUUCGUGUCCGCUCCAUAUUUCUUAAACCCCUUGAAGGAUUUUCAUGAAAUUUCAGUCAAAUGAUCACCUCAUCAAGAUGAUGUGCAGAACCCAUGAGUCAGCCUUGUCGGCUCAAGGUCAAGGGCACAACUCAAGGUCAAAGGUUUGAGCCUUCCACUUUGUGUCAGCUCUAUAUCUCCUAAACCCCUUGAAGGAAUUUUAUAAAACUUGGGGCAAAUGAUCACCUCAUCAAGACGAUGUGCAGAACCCAUGAGUCAGCCAUGCCGGCUCAAGGUCAAGGUCACAACUUAAGGUUAAAUGUUUGAGCGUUUGAUUUUGUGUCCGCUCUAUAUCUCUUAAACCCCUUAAAGCAUUUUAAUCAAACUUGGGUCAAAUGAUCACCUUAUCAAGACGAUGUGCAGAACCCAUGAAUCAGCCAUGUUGGCUCAAGGUCAAGGUCACAGCUCAAAGUCAAAGGUUUGAGCCUUCCAUUUCAUGUCCGCUCUGUAUCUCCUAAACCCCUUGGAGGAUAAUCAUGAAACUUGGGUCAAAUGAUCACCUCAUCAAGACGAUGUGCAGAAUUUAUGAGUCAGCCAUGUUGGCUCAAGGUCAAGGUCACAACUCGAAUGAUAAUCAUGAAACUUGGGUCAAAUGAUCACUUUAUCAAGAUGAUGUGCAGAAUUUAUGAGUCAGCCAUGUCGGUUCAAGGUCAAGGUCACAACUCAAGGUCAAAGGUUUAGGACUUACAUUUUGUGUCCGCUCUGUAUCUCCCAAACCCCUUGAAGGAUUUUCAUGGAACUUGAUCAAAACGCUCUGUUUCUCCUAAUCCCCUUGGAGGAUAAUCUUGAAACUUGAGUGAAAUGAUCAAGACGAUGUGCAAAACUCAGGAGUAAGCCAUGUUAGUUCAAUGUCACAACUCUGGGUCAAGUGUUUGAGCCUUCCAUUUUGUGUCCGCUCUGUAUCUCCUAACCCCUUGAAGGAAUUUCAAGAAACAUGGGUCAAAUGAUCACCUCAUCAAGACGAUAUGCAAAACUCAUGAGUCAGUCAUGUCAUCUUAAGGUCAAGGUCACAAGUCGGGGUCAGUGUUUGAGCCUUCCAUUUUGUGUCCACUCUGCAUCUCCUAAACCCCUUGAAGGAUUUUCAUGAAACUUUGGUCAGUUGAUCACCUCAUCAAGACGAUAUGCAGAACUCAUGAGUCAGCCUUGUUGGCUCAAGGUCACGGUCACAACUCAAGGUCAAAGGUUUGAACCUUCCAUUUUAUGUCUGCUCUGUAUCUCUUUAACCCCUUGAAGGAUAUUGAUAUGACUUGGCUGUAAUAUUCCAUUUAUCAAGACAAUGUGCAGAAUUCAAAAUUCACCCUAGCCAGCUUAAGGUCAAGGUCACAACUUGAUUGUUUAAUGGUUCCACCAAAUACCAUAAACCCUUUCACUAUCCAUAAUAAUGGCGGGGGAUAUAGCUUUCUUUUAGACUGCCUUGUUAUGCCCCCCUUCGAAGAAGGAGGGGUAUAUUGUUUUGCAGAUGUCGGUAUGUUGGUAUGUAGACCAAUCAGUUUCCGGAUGAUAACUCUUGGGCCUAGGAUCAUGAAAGUUGAUAGGGUGGUUGGUCAUAACCAGCAGAUGACCCCUAUUGAUUUUUGGAUCAGUAGGUCAAAGGUCAAGGUCACAGUGACCCAGAACAGUUAAACGGUUUCUGGAUGAUA
Messenger RNA from Mercenaria mercenaria, 7200 nucleotides. RefSeq names its product serine/threonine-protein kinase ULK3-like. The transcript is spliced from 14 exons. Gene Ontology annotation, molecular function: ATP binding; protein serine/threonine kinase activity. Gene Ontology annotation, cellular component: cytoplasm; autophagosome. Gene Ontology annotation, biological process: autophagosome organization; peptidyl-serine phosphorylation; autophagy. The record is from RefSeq and is a predicted model, not a curated record. NCBI's taxonomy places the organism in Eukaryota, Metazoa, Mollusca, Bivalvia, Venerida, Veneridae. Bases 1153 to 2319 code for a protein of 388 amino acids.